UGCGACUAACACAGAAGGCUUUAGCUAGAUAGCAUGGCCACCUCCGAGGGAAAGAAGCGUGGUCUGGAGCAUUUGGACGAAUAUGAACCCAAACCAGCGAAGUAUAUGCGCAGCCUUCACGACCGAAUGGCAGAAAGGAGACUUAUUGUCAUUCUGGAGGGCGCCUCGUUAGAAACAGUGAAGGUCGGAAAAACGUUUGAGUUGUUAAACUGCGACCAACACAAAAAUAUUAUUGUCAAAAGUGGGAGGGAUCCAGGAAAAGUUCGACCUGAUAUCACACAUCAGUGUCUGCUCAUGCUGAUGGACAGUCCAUUGAACAGGGCAGGCCUGCUGCAGGUUUACAUCCAUACAGAGAAAAAUUCCUUGAUAGAGAUCAAUCCACAGACUCGCAUCCCGAGAACAUUCACACGCUUCUGUGGCCUGAUGGUCCAGCUUCUGCACAAACUGAGUGUCAGGGCAGCUGAUGGGCCUCAAAAGCUUCUGAAGCUCAUCAAGAAUCCGGUGUCUGACCACUUGCCUCCUGGCUGCCCCCGCAUCGCCACCUCCUUCUCUUCAGGGGAAGCCGUAGGUCCCAGGACGCUGGUGCCCGAGGGACCGGCUGCUGUGGUGAUUGGAGCAUUCGCACAUGGAGCGGUGAACGUGGACUACACUGAAAAGUCUGUGUCUAUAAGUAACUAUCCUCUAUCUGCUGCACUAACCUGUGCAAAAAUAUGUAGCGCCUUCGAGGAAGUGUGGGGCGUCCUGUGACAAACGGAUUUGGAAAAGACUUCAUGUUGGCUAAACAGGACCUGUUGCAUAUAUGGACAAUGUUUGAGUGGAUGAGAAACACCGGACCAAUUGUCCAGUGAUGAGAAAUGGACUUCUUAAAUGUGUACUGCUCUUCUUGUACCGCAGAAUGAAAAUGUUUAGAAACAAAAUAACUUUGUAUUUUGGAUAUAAAGUGGUCAGCCAAAAUAAAAAAAAUAAUUGUCUUUCUUGGAAAAGUGUUUUACAAAUAAACUUAACUUACUUAU
This is a messenger RNA of Oryzias melastigma (Indian medaka), 1013 nucleotides long. It is a transcript of the gene emg1, whose product is annotated as EMG1 N1-specific pseudouridine methyltransferase. Gene Ontology annotation, molecular function: rRNA (pseudouridine) methyltransferase activity; rRNA binding. Bases 34 to 747 code for a protein of 237 amino acids. Gene Ontology annotation, cellular component: nucleolus; small-subunit processome. Gene Ontology annotation, biological process: rRNA base methylation. The transcript has 5 exons. The record is from RefSeq and is a predicted model, not a curated record. NCBI's taxonomy places the organism in Eukaryota, Metazoa, Chordata, Actinopteri, Beloniformes, Adrianichthyidae.